CGCAAUAAAUGCGAGAACUUACUGCUACUGCUAUUGCUGUAAACGAUUGAAUUCUUUUACAUGCACUUGCUUGGAAGUUCAUUUGAGAAUAGUUCAGCCAAAAGAACUAGAGUUUGUUUUUCUCAAAAUAGGGUCAACUUUAGGUCUCGGAUGAUGAAACAAAAUCAAAAUGACGACAUCAAAUCUGCUUACGACACGCACGAGCAACAGCACCAGCUCAUUUCUGCACAUGAUCAGGAGAGGGAAACUGCGCGUACACGUUCCUGGGAUAAUCUUACCGCGCCGAGGACUGUCUACGAGAAUAUUGCAGAUGAGUACACGCUUCCAUAUGUCCUUUACCCCUCCACCACCAAGUCACCUCUGGAAAGAGAAAAUUGGUGACCAAGGAGCUUCCGAAAUGCAGGAAAAACGCAGAAGGGACGAAGCUCGCAGGGAAAUGUUUCGACACUUCAAGGGAUUGUUUCUGCAAGAAAAGUGGAGGACAGGCAUUUCGUCCAGUUCUAGUUCUGGAGGUUCAGGACCUUUUGGCGGCAGCAGUCUAGAAAGAGGAACGAGUUUGUUGUUGUUCUGUUGGCUGCCUGGAUUCCUUUUAGCAGGUGGAGUGGGCUGGCACUACUGCAGUUAUGGGGAUUUACCUUUUCGGGGAAAAUUUAUGCAAGAGAAAAAGAAAUCUGAAGAUGCUCGUAGUGCUGGGAAUCUUGACAAAAACUUUAGUAAGACACUUACUGAAGUCAUCGAUGUGUCCAACGAUGAAAAGUCAUGUAAUGCUGAAGAACAUGCAACAAGAUUAAGUUGUUGUGAACACGCAGAAAUUCCUAUGAUUAUAGAUGGUGCCUCAUCAACAGCGGCUACCAUGACUAAAGAACCGAUGAAGGUUGACUAAGCCAUUGAAAGAAUUGGGUGUAAGAUUGGGGUAUAAAAAGUAGUCUGACUGUGAGGAUGUAUGUUGCGCCACGUACACUUUCCUGAUCAUAAGACUCACAAACUGUGC
Molecule: messenger RNA, 991 nt
Organism: Amoebophrya sp. A25
Lineage: Eukaryota; Dinophyceae; Syndiniales; Amoebophryaceae
Source: the annotation of a GenBank genome assembly